CUACUUUUGCUGGCAUAUUAAGAAGCCUUUCUGGAGAGAUUACGGUAUCAAAGCCGUGCAUCUGUCUGCAGUUACUGUGCUGUUCUGAGCGUUUGAAGCGGUUUGGGGAGAGCCGGCGAGGGCUAUGUGCACAGGCUGUGCAUCCCCGCCGGACUGUGCACGCUGGGUUUGUGUCCCCACGGAGCGGCGGGGCAGGCUCUGCACCGGGGACUACCUGAGCGCUUUGAUUGCAGUAUCUUGAGUCGGGAGGAGAAAGGUGUGUGAGAUGAUUUUUUUUUUUUUUAAUCAACUUUCUAAAGGGUGCUCCUUGCUUGCUAUUGAUGAUGGCAUUAUUUUUUUUUCCCUUCAGUUAUGAGGAAGUCACGUUCGUGUCUGUUUAUUCGUAUUUUAAUUGUGGUUUUGUUGUUUUUUCUUCUUUUUUUUACCUUUUUUUUUUUUUUUUUUUUUUUUUUUUAAGUUUCAGGUCGUGGGAGAGCCUCUCUUCUUCCCCUUAGUGGAAAUACCCAUAAAACCUGUGUUUGAAACUAUUGCUCGACCCAAAUCAGCAAAAAGAGACCCGUAAUGCCAGGAAUGGUCAGUAAAAACCCAGACCUCGAGUUCGACUCUUUGCAGCCCUGUUUCUACCCGGACGAAGAUGACUUUUAUUUGUGCGGGCCGGACUCCGCUCCCCCCGGCGAGGACAUCUGGAAAAAGUUCGAGCUGCUGCCCACCCCUCCUCUGUCUCCCAGCCGGGCCGGGCUCCAGGAGCACCCUCCGGGGGGGGGCCCGGCGCCGUGGGGAGGGGCGGCUCUUUGGGGCUGCCGCCCCACCGACCCCGUGGACUGGGCAUCGGAGCUGCUCCUGCUGCCCCCCGAGGCCGACCUGUGGGGCGGCGUGGACGGAGGGGACUUCUUCGAGACGAGCCCCGGCGUGACGAACAAUCUCAACUCCAUCAUCAUCCAGGACUGCAUGUGGAGCGGCUUCUCCGCGCGCGAGAAGCUGGAGCGGGCGGUGAGCGAGAAGCUGCAGAGCAAGGCGCCCGCCGCGCCGCCGCCCCCGGGGGCCGCGGGCAGCCCCGCCAGCGCCCGCGCGGAGCUGGGCGGCGCCGUGCCCGAGUGCGUGGACCCGGCCGUGGUCUUCCCCUUCCCCGUCAACAAGCGGGAGGCGCCGGCGGCGGGCGGAGGGGCUCCGCGGGGCGGCCGCCCGCCGCGCCCCGCCGGGGACAGCCGGGCGAGCAGCAGCAGCAGCAGCUCCUCCGGGGACGACACGCUCAGCGACUCGGAUGAUGAAGAUGAGGAGGAAGAGGAUGAAGAAGAAGAAAUAGAUGUUGUCACAGUGGAGAAAAGACGCUCCUCCAGCAACAAGUCUGUUACCACCCUUACUAUUACAGUGCGUCCUAAAAAUACCACUUUUUCAUCGGUCAGGACACAGCAGAAUGGACUGAUACUAAAACGUUGUGCCCCAAUUCACCAGCAGCAUAAUUAUGCCGCUCCUUCUCCAUUUGUGGAGACUGAAGAGGCUCCACCACAGAAAAAGUUAAAAAUUGAGGUGCCCCGUCCAGUGAAACCCACGAUCCAACCAAAGCCUAAGAGUUCAAGUCCUCGAAACUCUGAUUCAGAGGACAGUGAACGUAGACGCAACCAUAACAUCCUGGAGCGUCAACGACGUAAUGAUCUACGGUCAAGUUUCCUCACAUUAAGGGACCAUGUUCCAGAACUGGUUAAAAAUGACAAAGCUGCAAAAGUUGUAAUCUUGAAAAAAGCCACUGAAUACGUUCAUUCUCUUCAAGCAGAGGAGCAGAAGUUACUGCUAGAAAAGGAAAAAUUACAAGCCAGACAAGAACAAUUGCUAAAGAAAAUAGAUUACAAGAGGACUUGCUGAACUUUUGUUUUUGUUUUGUUGUUUUUUGUUUGGUUUUUUGUUUUUUUUUUUUUUUUUUUUUUUUGGCUGAUCAGGACAGUCAUUGCCACUUUGCACAUUUUUGAUUCUUUAUUAAAAAAAUUGUGUUUUUUGACGUUAAGAAUGUUGGUUUUAAUUUCAAUCCAGUCCCUGAAGUAAUCGACAGACUAUAUUAUCCGGGUACGGAGCAAAUGGAUGUUCUUGCAAGGAGUUUAUUGCGAGACUACCGAACAACAAUGGACUGCCUUUUGUUUUUUCUUCUUAAGAACUGUAGAUGGUGGGGAUUUUUUUUUUUUAAGUGUUGUGAGCAUUUGGAGCUGCUGAUGACAUCUAAUUGAGUUUUAAAAUGUUCAUUCCUAAGUUUAAUGGUGCUUAUGUUCCAACAGAUGUUACUUUAGGGGUUGGCAUUUUGUACCCCUGUGGGAAUUUCUGUAAAUACCAUCUACACACUUGCCUUUUGUACAUGUCUUGGGUUAUGAGAGGUGGCUUUUGCUGCCAGUAUUAGACUGGAAGUUCAUACCUAAGUACUGUAAUACCUCAAUGUUUGAGGAGCAUGUUUUUGUAUACAAAUAUAUUGUUAAUCUCUGUUAUGUACUGUACUAAUUCUUACAUUGCCUGUAUACUUUAGUAUGAUGCUGAUACAUAACUAAAUUUGAUACUUAUAUUUUCGUAUGAAAAUGAGUUGUGAAAGUUUUGAGUAGAUAUUACUUUAUCACUUUUUUGAACUAAGAAACUUUUGUAAAGAAAUUUACUAU
Molecule: messenger RNA, 2633 nt
Organism: Cinclus cinclus
Lineage: Eukaryota; Metazoa; Chordata; Aves; Passeriformes; Cinclidae
Gene: MYCN
Product: MYCN proto-oncogene, bHLH transcription factor
Exons: 2
Coding region: 562-1860 (432 amino acids)
Biological process (GO): regulation of transcription by RNA polymerase II
Molecular function (GO): protein dimerization activity; DNA-binding transcription factor activity, RNA polymerase II-specific; RNA polymerase II cis-regulatory region sequence-specific DNA binding
Source: RefSeq, a predicted model, not a curated record